UAUAGCUUGAAUGCAAUUUCAUUCAUAUAUUUUUAGUCGAAGUUCAAUUCUACAAUCGCUUAGUUCGAAACAUUUAUACAUCGCGCAAAAUGAUUGCAUCAUUUUUGUUGACAUUUACUCUGAUUGGAAUACUAAUCGGACUUGUGUACACAUUUCUAAUAUGGAACUUUAAUUGUUGGAAGAAAAAAGGCGUCCCGGGACCUAAACCGCAACCAUUAUUUGGAAAUUUUCCAAACAUGGUCACACAAAAGGAAAAUAUUGUCAAAGAUAUUCAGAAAGUAUACAACCAAUAUCGAGAUGAUGAAGAUUUUGUUGGAGUUUUUUCAAUGCGGACACCUCAUUUGAUAGUUAUCAACCCAGAACUUGUCCACAGAGUUCUUGUGACUGAUUUCAAUAAGUUUCAUGAUAAUGAGGCUGCAAGUUGGUUUGAUAGCAAAAAAGAUAUAGUUAUGUCGAAUAAUGCCUUUAUGUUAUACGGUGACGAAUGGAAAGAACGUCGAAAGGAAAUCGUACCUGGAUUGACAGCUAACAGGAUUAAAGCUGUCUACCCCGUAACUCAAGAAAUCUGUAAAAAACUUACCCAAUUCAUCAAGGAAAGACCAAAAGAUGUCGAUGCCAAAGAUCUAAGUUUACGUUACACAUCAGAUGUUGUUACAGAUUGUGCGUUAGGAAUAAAAGCUGACUGUUUGAGUGACAAUCCGACUCCAGUGCUGAAAUGGACAAAAACUUUAUUUCAACAGACUUCGUCAUAUUUGGCAUUUGCAUUUGCCGCAAGUUUAUGGCCGACUUUGAAGUCAAUUUACCUAAUGAAAUGGCUUAAGCAAGAUACUGAAAAAUUUUUUAUCGAAUUGAUUAGUAACGCUAUGGAGUUACGCUGCAAAACAAGUUCGGAUCGUGUUGAUUUUUUGAAUUAUAUGCUGCAAUUGCAAGAGAAAAAGCAAUUAUCAAACAAUGAUGUAUUUUCACACUCAAUGACUUUUUUGUUGGAUGGCUUUGAGACUACAGCUUCUGUGAUAACGCAUUGUUUGUAUCAGCUCGCUAAGUAUCCAGAUUGUCAAGAAAAACUCCGAAAAGAAGUCGAAAGUAGCUUAAACGAAAAUGGUGAAAUUGAUUUUGAUACAUUAGAUAACCUGCCUUAUAUUGAUCAAUGUAUUCAUGAAAGCAUCCGUAUCAUUCCACCGCUUCUUUUUGGAACUAAACUCUGCACACAACCGUGUGAGUUUGUAAAUAAAAAUAGCAACAGGCUGCAGUUGAAAUACCACGAAAAUGUUAUAAUACCAUUUUAUGCGUUACAUCAUGACGAACAAUACUACCCACAGCCAAGUGAGUUCAUUCCAGAACGUUUCAAUCCAGAGAAUGGUGGAGUUAAGAAAUUUCGUGAUAUGGGAGUAUUUCUUGGAUUCAGUGAUGGUCCAAGAAUAUGUUUGGGAAUGAAGUUUGCAUUGAUUCAAACGAAGGCAGCUUUAGCUGAGAUUGUAAGGAAUUUUAAUGUCAAGCUGAAUUCGAAAACUAGAACUGAUAAUCGUUUGAAUCCAACGGAUUUUCUUGGAGCUCUUGAUGGUGGAGUUUGGUUGGACUUUGAGAAGAGAAAUUAGUAAUUGUUUCAUAUUUAUGAUUUAUGUAUAAUAUUUUUUAUAACUUUUGCAAUUUUUUUGAACGGACUUAUAAGAUUUUUUUAAUUGUUAACAAUGCUUUUUUAAAUAAUUCACUCGAUCGAAGUAAAAUUUUAACUUUGAGCCGAAUUUUUAACUCAGUAAAGAAUCUGUUAAGAUUCUUCGUAACUGCUGAAGCGAUUUUUAUGAUUUAUGCAUAAUUUUUAUAUUGUUUUUAUUUGUUUCUUAAGUUUUUGUUUGUUUUUUUUCUUUUUUAUUAAAUGCAAACCAUUCGUGAAUUUCAA
Molecule: messenger RNA, 1897 nt
Organism: Episyrphus balteatus (marmalade hoverfly)
Lineage: Eukaryota; Metazoa; Arthropoda; Insecta; Diptera; Syrphidae
Product: probable cytochrome P450 28d1
Exons: 7
Coding region: 90-1595 (501 amino acids)
Molecular function (GO): oxidoreductase activity, acting on paired donors, with incorporation or reduction of molecular oxygen; iron ion binding; monooxygenase activity
Source: RefSeq, a predicted model, not a curated record